AUGCCUCGCCCUGGACACCCCCGCCCAUCAUCUGGGCCCCCACGCUUGGGACCCUGGGAGCGGCCAACGGAGCUAUGCCUGGAGACAUAUGACGAGCCAUCCUGGGCCCCACCGAGCCGCCGCACCCGUAGGCCAGACCCCAAGGACCCCGGCCACCAUGGACCCGAGAGCCUUACCUUCAUCUCUGGCUCUGCUGAGCAGGCUGCUGAGCCCCCAGCCUGCUGCCUGCUCUGGCGACCCUGGGUGUGGGACUGGUGCCGGGCUGCCUUCUGCUUCCGCCGCUGCCGGGAUUGCCUCCAGCGCUGUGGAGCCUGUGUGCGGGGCUGCAGCCCCUGCUUGCCCGCUGGGGACUCCCCUGAAGGGGCUGCUGAAGCCAGCUGGGUCAAGGAGCACAACGGAGUGCCCCCCAGCCCUGACCGUGCCCCUCCCAGCCGGCGGGACGGCCAUCGGCUCAAGUCGGCCAUGGGGAGCAGCUUCAGCUACCCUGAUGUCAAGCUCAAAGGCAUUCCUGUGUAUCCCUACCGCAGCACCACCUCCCCAGCCCUGGACGCGGACUCCUGCUGCAAGGAGCCACUGGCCGACCCCCCACCCACGCGGCACAGCCUGCCCAGCACCCUUGCCAGCAGUCCCCGAGGCUCUGAGGAGUACUACUCCUUCCACGAGUCGGACCUGGACCUGCCCGAGAUAGGCAGUGGCUCCAUGUCCAGCCGAGAGAUCGAUGUGCUCAUCUUCAAGAAGCUGACAGAGCUGUUCAGCGUACACCAGAUCGACGAGCUGGCCAAGUGCACCUCAGACACUGUGUUCCUGGAGAAGACCAGUAAGAUAUCGGACCUUAUCAGCAGCAUCACCCAGGACUACCACCUGGAUGAGCAGGACGCUGAGGGCCGCCUGGUACGCGGCAUCAUUCGCAUCAGUACCCGAAAGAGCCGUGCCCGCCCGCAGACCACAGAGGGGCGCUCAACCAGGGUGGCUGCCUCUGCUGCCCCUGCCCCUGACAGUGGCCAUGAGACCAUGGUGGGCUCAGGGCUCAGCCAGGAUGAACUCACAGUGCAGAUCUCCCAGGAGACGACCGCAGAUGCCAUCGCCAGGAAGCUGAGGCCUUAUGGAGCCCCAGGAUACCAAGCCAGCCACGACUCAUCCUUCCAGGGCACCGACACAGACUCUUCAGGGGCACCCCUGCUCCAGGUCUACUGCUAA
Globicephala melas (long-finned pilot whale) is the source of this 1197-nucleotide messenger RNA. It is a transcript of the gene KDF1, whose product is annotated as keratinocyte differentiation factor 1. The record is from RefSeq and is a predicted model, not a curated record. NCBI's taxonomy places the organism in Eukaryota, Metazoa, Chordata, Mammalia, Artiodactyla, Delphinidae. Gene Ontology annotation, biological process: regulation of epidermal cell division; keratinocyte development. Gene Ontology annotation, cellular component: cell junction.